AUGGCGCAUGACACAAUACUAAGUUCAUACCAAUUUCCUAGCACAAAAGUUGAACUGGACAAGAUGAAAGAUGUUCCAUAUGCUUCUGCAGUUGGAUCCAUAAUAACUAAGGAUAUGUUCCCCGUCUAUGGAGGCAUGAAAGAAAGCUUAAGUGUAAAAUGCUACAUUGAUGCUUCCUUCACAACUGAACGAGAUGACUGCAAGUCACAAUCACGAUAUGUAUUCAUUAUCAAUGGUGAUGCAAUGUCUUGGAAAAGCUCUAAAAAGAGUGUUGUUGCACAAUCCACUACAGAGUCAAAAUACAUCGCUGCUUCAGAAGUUGCACAAGAGGCUACUUGGAUGAAGAAAUUCGUUGGAGAUCUAGGCGUAUUUCCUUCCAUUUAG
Molecule: messenger RNA, 384 nt
Organism: Lactuca sativa (garden lettuce)
Lineage: Eukaryota; Viridiplantae; Streptophyta; Magnoliopsida; Asterales; Asteraceae
Product: secreted RxLR effector protein 161-like
Source: RefSeq, a predicted model, not a curated record